Myotis davidii is the source of this 1921-nucleotide messenger RNA. It is a transcript of the gene TRIP4, whose product is annotated as thyroid hormone receptor interactor 4. Bases 66 to 1688 code for a protein of 540 amino acids. Gene Ontology annotation, cellular component: nucleus. Gene Ontology annotation, molecular function: zinc ion binding; transcription coactivator activity. NCBI's taxonomy places the organism in Eukaryota, Metazoa, Chordata, Mammalia, Chiroptera, Vespertilionidae. The transcript has 13 exons. The record is from RefSeq and is a predicted model, not a curated record. Gene Ontology annotation, biological process: positive regulation of DNA-templated transcription.
CGAAGGGAACUGGUCCUGCGCAGGACUCCAGGCUUUUUCAGCCCAGCUGGUUCCGGCUGGGGAAAAUGGCGGUGGCUGGGGCGGCGCCCCGGGAGCAGUUGGUGGGCUGGUGUACCCAGCAUUUGCGGAAAACUUUUGGCCUGGAUGUCAGUGAGGAGAUCGUGCAGUAUGUUUUGUCAAUUGAGAGUCCUGAAGAGAUACGAGAAUAUGUUACUGACCUCCUUCAGGGAAAUGAGGGCAAAAAAGGUCAAUUCAUAGAGGAGCUUAUAAACAAAUGGCAAAAGAAUGAGCAGGAGUUGAUUUCUGAUGCUCUGCAGCCAUCCUUCAAAAAAGAUGAAAUUUUAGACGGGCAGAAAUCAGGAGACCAGCUAAAGAGAAGUAGGCGGAAAGGGAGAAACAGACAGGAAGUUCCUGCAUUUGCUGAACCUGACACAACCAUAGAGGUCAAAACACCUUUUGAUUUGGCCAAGGCACAAGAGAACAACAAUUCCUUAAAGAAGAAGACAAAGUUUGUCAGUUUAUACACAAAAGAGGGACAAGACAAGCUUGCAGUCCUGAUCCCAGGUCGCCACCCUUGUGAUUGCCUGGGCCAGAAGCACAAGCUGAUCAAUAACUGUCUGAUCUGCGGGCGUAUAGUCUGUGAACAAGAAGGUUCUGGCCCUUGCUUAUUCUGUGGUACUCUGGUAUGUACUCGUGAAGAACAGGAUAUUUUACAGCGUGACUCAAACAAGAGCCAGAAAUUGCUCAAGAAGCUAAUGUCAGGGACGGAGAAUUCUGGAAAAGUGGACAUCUCUACCAAGGACCUUCUUCCUCAUCAAGAGUUGCGAUUUAAGUCUGGUCUGGAGAAGGCUAUCAAGCAUAAAGACAAACUGUUAGAGUUUGAUAGAACUAGUAUUCGAAGAACCCAAGUGAUUGAUGAUGAAUCAGAUUACUUUGCCAGUGAUUCUAACCAGUGGUUAUCCAAAAUUGAGCGGGAAACUUUGCAGAAGCGAGAGGAGGAGCUGAGAGAAUUUCGACAUGCCUCUCGGCUUUCUAAGAAGAUCACCAUUGACUUUGCAGGCAGGAAGAUCGUGGAAGAUGAAAAUCCACUAGCCGAGUAUCAUAGCAAGAUUUGGAUAGACCAGACAGGUGCAGCCACACAGAAGAAGGCUUUCCAUUCUGCAGGAUCAGAACCAGAGUUCAACUCAUAUCGGCACCAGUUGCGAAUCCAGGAUGAAGAAUUUCAGGAAGGCUUUGAUGGUGGCUGGUGCCUCUCUAUGCAUCAGCCCUGGGCUUCUCUGCUUGUCAGAGGGAUUAAAAGGGUGGAGGGCAGAAGCUGGUACACUCCUCACAGAGGACGGCUUUGGAUAGCAGCCACAGCCAAAAGACCCUCCCCUCAAGAAGUCUCAGAACUCCAGACUACAUAUCGUUUUCUUCGUGGGAAAGAUGUGGAAUUCCCCAAUGACUAUCCAUCAGGUUGUCUUCUGGGCUGUGUGGACCUAAUUGACUGCUUGUCCCAGAAUCAAUUUAAGGAUCAGUAUCCAGACAUGAGUCAAGAAUCUGAUUCUCCAUUUGUUUUCAUCUGCACAAAUCCCCAGGAAAUGAUUGUGAAGUUUCCCAUUAAAGGAAAUCCAAAAAUCUGGAAACUGGAUUCCAAGAUCCAUCAAGGCGCAAAGAAGGGGUUAAUGAAGCAGAAUAAAGCUGUCUGACCCAGGAGAAAAGGAACUAUACAGCCUAGUGGAGUUUUGUGUACUAAAAUUGUUAUCCGUUGGUCCUUUGGAACUGAAGCAGUAGAAAUCUCAAGGCUUGGAAUCAAGCUUGACACUCUCAGAAUGUAAACUCUUAUCAAACUUGUAUAUUUUUCUUAGGGAGUGGGAUUCUUUAUGUAGUGGGUCAAAAUCUUUGAAUACAUUAUUUAUAAAAACCUAUUUUAAAAAUUCUA